AUGAAUAUUCAAAGUUCAAAACUUCAAAAAAAUAAGUCGAAAUAAAGCAUUGAAAUUUACAAUUCUAAGUCUGCUUUUACAAACCUAAGGCAUUCGGUAUUUUCAGCUUAAGAAAUCGCGUGUUUUAUAUAAGGAUUUAAUUUGAACUUGGAUAUCUGCGUAGUAUGUCAACAGACGAUGCGAAGAAUGAGGGGGAUCCCGAAACUUUGGAGGAAGCGGGUAUACUUGAAGCCGAUGUUGGUGCGAAAUUUGACCAACAGCUCGCGGGUAUAGAUCCCAACUUGAAGAUCAACAUGGACCCGCAGGCGCACCACCAACUCCGGCCUGAGAUGAUGUUCAUACGCGAAGAGUUGCGGCAGGCGAAAGAGCAGACUUUAGCUGUACGUCGGACGGCGCUUAAGAAACUCCUUAUGAAGGACUUUUUGGAGGAAGACUGUGAGCUCAGGAAUUUAGGGUUAUGUUAUGCCCCUCCCGAUCCUUGAACUUAGAACUUAGAGAAUAGACUUUGUAUUUGUAACACUGUUUUUUUACGAUGAUUUCAAAAAAUUUAGAAUUGUUAAUUUAGUUUUUAAAUAAAUGAAAAAUUAAAUUCGA
Molecule: messenger RNA, 594 nt
Organism: Melitaea cinxia (Glanville fritillary)
Lineage: Eukaryota; Metazoa; Arthropoda; Insecta; Lepidoptera; Nymphalidae
Exons: 3
Coding region: 165-482 (105 amino acids)
Source: RefSeq, a predicted model, not a curated record